Molecule: messenger RNA, 1410 nt
Organism: Chlorella variabilis
Lineage: Eukaryota; Viridiplantae; Chlorophyta; Trebouxiophyceae; Chlorellales; Chlorellaceae
Exons: 6
Coding region: 1-1410 (469 amino acids)
Source: RefSeq, a predicted model, not a curated record
AUGCAAGUGUCCUUCCAGGCGCGCAUGCUGGACCAGUUUGGGCGGCGGCUGGUGUUCAUGGACGCCACGUUUGGCGUCAACAAAUACGGCUACCCACUCUACGCGUUGGUGGUGCAAGAUGAGAGCGGGCGCGGGGUGCCGGUCAGCUUCAUGGUGUGCAGCUCGGAUACGGCGGAGGUGGUGGAGCACUUCCUGCGCACAUCGAUGGAAGGGGCACAGGCGGCAGGGGAUGGCACCUUCAAGUACAAGUCCAUCAUGAUCGACAAGUCGAAGACGGAGAUUGCAGCGGUGGACCAGCUGGUGUCCACCUGGCAUGCCGAAGGAUACCUGCUCGGCUACUUCCACUUCCUGCAAGAUUGGGAACGCUUCCUCAGCAGCGGCGACGCGGGUGUGCCUAAGGCUGAGCGGCACCGCAUCAUGCUGGCGCUGGCUCGCCUAGCCCACAUGCAAGACCAAGCGCCGUUCAAACAAGAGCUGGCCUUCUUCAUCUUGAGCAACAGCCAGCAGCACCUCCCGGUGGCGCAGCGCAUGCACAGCAGCUGGGUGCCGUGCGCCGAGAAGUGGGCGUGGUGGGGGCGGCUGGACGUGCUGGACCUGCAGUGCAACACAAACAACCUCGGGGAGCGCAAUUUUGGCCUCAUCAAGUACACCGACCUGGAGCGCAGGGCGCAGCUGACGCUGCACGAGCUGCUGCUGGCGCUGCUGACAAAGACAGUGCCCCGCAACAUCCAGAACCGCGCCCACAUGCUGGCGGGGCGGGUGACCAGCAACCAGCAGCAGCGCGAGCAAAGGGCAGCACUGUGGGUGCAAAAGCUGCGCAUUAUGAUUAAGGGGCGCGUCUUCCAGCAGCCCACCAGCGAGCCGUUGGGCGACGACUGGGGGCAGGAGCUGCGCAUGCUUACCCGCGUGCGGCAGACCAGUGCCACAGCCAUCAAACAAGUGGUUACCAAUGCCGACGACACCACAGCAGCAACACGCGCCGACCUGAACUACGUCGGCCGCACAGUGGCAGAUCUGCCAGAGGGGGAGGAGAAGCAGGCUCUGUGCCAAGCCGUGAAAGACCUGCGGAGCAAGGCGGAGGAGAUGCGCCAGGCGGCACGCUUGGAGCCCACCAAGGUGCGAGCCGGCAAGCAAGCGCGGAGGAAGCAGGGACGCAAUGAGCAGGACAGGCUCACCCGCGCGCUGCUGACCCGCAAGCACAAGAGCAGCUUGCCCCUGGCACAGCAGACGGCGGCAGCAGAGCGCAGCGACCCCUUGCCCACCCUUCGCCAGAAGGACAAGUCGGCAAUGAAGAUGCGUGGUCCCACGGUGCCUGGUAAUCGAAAUGGUACCACACUCCGCAACAACGGCUCGCAUCAUCGGGUGCAGAAGAAGCGCCGCACAGAGGCGGCAGUGGGGGCGGCGGUGUAG